GGGGUGACUACCGUCAUUAUUGCGGCCAAGAGCCGCUCUCUUCGGACAACCAUGGCCUUUCAAUUUCCGAUCUUCAAGCCGAAUAUAACGGCCGUGACUUCCGAUCUCUGGCCGUCAAUGUCGAAAUUGCUGAAUGCGCCGUGGAAGAGUAUCGAACAGACCUCCGCCUCCGCGAGAGUUGCCGCACGGGAUUCACAACGCAUAGACAGCAAAGGUACGAAUCGAAUCCCUUUGCCCGAGUUCCUCGCCGCAGCCCCCUCCGAAGCCUUUGUCCCCGGCACAGUCGAUAUGCACAUGCCACAUGGUGUGUCCCGGUCUUUGAUUAAUGGCUCCGCACCCUGGAUGUCACCGUCCCUUGCUACUCGUCAUACCUCUCUAUCUCGUCGCACAUAUUCUACGCUGGCCAUACCUCUAAAACAUCUCCGACCUGCCCCCAGUUCAAACCCACUACUCGGAAGACAACAACAGCGGCUCUUGUUUGGAGGUCCUUCCCACAGCUUGCUUGCGCAAAAGGAAAAGACCGCGAAUACCAACCCCAACAGUGUCAAUGCCCAGAAUGCGUUUUACCAGGCCCUUCUCCGAGCCAACAUGCCAGCUAUAGUGAUAGAGCGGUAUAGGAGUGGUCAUUUCUCUAGCAAUGCUGCCUCGGACGCCAUUUACCAGAAAGCUCUGGAGCGUGUUGGUGGGGAUUCUGGAGCAUCGCCCCUGGUGAACCGGGAUGUUACUCCCGAGCAAGUUCAAGCUGUUGGACAAGCAAUCGCUGCUCAGAGCCAUGGUGGCCAGAUCGGAGUCUCCGGAAAGCAAACGGGAACAGGAGCCAAGGAGGCUCCUUUGUAUGUUAUUGUGGAAGAGUCCUUUGGGAGCGCUGUUUUCCGUUGGGUCAAGUUUCUUUUCUACUUCGCAUUUUUCACCUACAUGUCUCUGGUUUUGGUCACUAUCCUCGUGGAAACAACUGGCGUUCUGAAGAAUAUCAAAGGGCCGGCAAACAACGAAGCCCAGCCUCAACAACAGACCGCGCGGUUUAGCGAUGUUCAUGGUUGUGAUGAAGCAAAGGAUGAGCUCCAGGAACUCGUUGAGUUCCUGCUGAACCCCGAACGUUUCUCUUCGCUUGGUGGCAAAUUGCCCAAGGGUGUCCUCCUUGUCGGACCUCCUGGUACCGGUAAGACAUUGCUCGCCCGUGCUGUUGCCGGAGAAGCUGGUGUUCCCUUCUUCUACAUGUCCGGCUCCGAAUUUGACGAGGUUUACGUCGGUGUUGGUGCCAAGCGCGUCCGCGACCUGUUUGCCCAAGCUCGGAAUAAGUCCCCUGCCAUUAUUUUCAUCGAUGAACUGGAUGCCAUUGGUGCCAAGCGAAACGAAAGGGACGCCGCCUACGUCAAACAGACCCUGAAUCAACUUCUGACCGAGCUUGACGGAUUUUCGCAAACUAGCGGAGUUAUUAUCCUUGCUGCCACCAACUAUCCUCAGUUACUGGACAAGGCCUUGACUCGUCCUGGUCGAUUUGACCGCAAGGUUGUGGUUGAUCUUCCGGACGUCCGGGGCCGAAUGGAUAUCUUGAAACACCAUAUGAAAAACGUACAGAUCAGCACUGAUGUUGAUGUUGCGGUGCUUGCCCGUGGUACUCCCGGUUUCUCUGGUGCCGAUCUUGAAAAUCUGGUGAACCAGGCUGCUAUCUACGCCAGCCGGAAUAAGCAGACCAAGGUUAUGCCGAGAGACUUUGACUGGGCCAAGGACAAGAUCAUCAUGGGCGCAGAGGCUCGCAGCCGUAUUAUCCAGGACAAGGACAAGCUCCUGACCGCGUACCACGAGGCUGGCCACGCUCUUGUCGCGUAUUUUUCUCCGUCAUCCAUGCCCCUGUACAAGAUUACGAUUGUUCCUCGAGGAAUGGCGCUGGGUGUGACGCAUUUCUUGCCGGAGAUGGACAUGGUUUCCAAGAACUACACUGAGUACCUGUCGGACAUUGACGUAUCUAUGGGCGGGAAAGCGGCCGAGGAGCUAAUCUAUGGCCCGGACAAGGUUACCAGUGGCAUUUCGGCGGAUAUUCGAAACGCUACUGAGACGGCUUUCACCUUGAUCACCCGGUUCGGCUACUCGAAGAAACUGGGCAACGUGGAUCUGUCGACGAACUAUGACAGUCUUUCCUCGGAGACGAAGCAGGAGAUUGAGGGGGAGGUGCGGCGGUUGGUGGAGGAAGCGCGACAACGAGCCACCAACAUCCUGACGGAACGGCGCCACGAGCUGGAGCUGCUGACGAAGGCGCUGCUGGAGUAUGAAACGCUGACCAAGGAGGAGAUGGAGAAGGUGCUUCGGGGCGAGAAGUUGGAUAAGUUGGAGUUGGCGACAGACGCCCCGCUCAAGCUGCCCGAGGCACUCCAGGCGGCGAAAUUGAAUCCGUCGACCCGAGUGGAAGAAGGCCAACAACACCCUCCCGGUGCAGCGUCUACAGAACCAUAG
Molecule: messenger RNA, 2451 nt
Organism: Aspergillus ochraceoroseus IBT 24754
Lineage: Eukaryota; Fungi; Ascomycota; Eurotiomycetes; Eurotiales; Aspergillaceae
Product: i-AAA protease YME1
Exons: 5
Coding region: 52-2451 (799 amino acids)
Biological process (GO): protein quality control for misfolded or incompletely synthesized proteins; mitochondrion organization
Cellular component (GO): mitochondrial inner membrane
Molecular function (GO): ATP hydrolysis activity; ATP binding; ATP-dependent peptidase activity
Source: RefSeq, a predicted model, not a curated record